AUAUAUAAUAAUCUCCAGCUAAUAUGGCUGAAUUGUUAAAUAAAAACAAAAAAAUGUCAAGAGAACUUGAAAAUACAUUGUAUAUAGAAUCCAGGCAACAGAAUGACAUAGUAGAUGGCGAGAGCGCUGCUGGAAUUAUCGAACAAACGGCCAGUGGCAAAGAAAUGCAUAUAAGAGCAGCAAAUCAGGAACAAAAUCCUCUCGAAAGCUUAGCAGAAAACACUGGCGUUUAUAACGAGAUUGCGGGAAAUGCUGUAAGCCAACAAUUAGAUAAUGUGAAAGCAAAAACUGAACCUAAAGAUUUCAUAAGUGCAACCAACGAUGAGCCUCGGGGAAGUGGAAGGCAUAUGCUAGAUAAUGCCCCAAAUAAGGAAGAGUUGUCUCAAUUGGGUAAUGCUUGUGAUUACGCGUCCAUAAUAAAAUUGGAAACAGGAGUUGAGGAGGACGAAUUUACAGAUACUGAAGAAGAGCAAUGGCCUGCUGAUACUUCGAAUAACUUGCCAAGCAAUGUCAUGUUUGGGAAACAGUCCCCCUCACUUACACGAAUAAAAGUUAAGAGUGAAUUUUGUUCAAAGUUAGAUUCCCCUACGGGGAAUAGUGAGCACGUAGCAGAUGACUUUUUGGAUGAUUUAUUGAAAGAUGCUGAUGAAAUAGGGGAGGCUAUCAAACUUAUACCAGAAAACAAUCAAAAUAAAACUUCAAUUAAAAUUGAGCCCAUACCCGAAAGCUUUUUCGACGAUAUACUGAUAGAUCAAGUAAAAGAGCGCGUAGAAAUGGCUAUAAAUGAAGAACUUGAGGUCAAAUAUUCCCAAAAACUUGAAGAAUUAAAACAACUCACACGCAAGGACAAGCAGGGUAAAAAGCAUAAAAAAUCUACAAAGAGACCGCGUAAACGGUCACAUUCUUCGGAAAGAGAAUUUGGCAAAACUCAAGUCAGCGAUUCGCCAUCGGAAAAGAGACGUCCGAUUUUACCAGCUGCUUCUUCGACUCACCGCAGUUUAUAUAGAAAGAAUUCCUUACCCUUAUUAGCGACUUCGAGCCCCUUAGCACCUAAAUUUCUGUGUGAUGCCGACGAUUCAAGUCCAAACGCUAUGACUUUCAAACCCAUAAUAUUGGAGAAACCAAGAGCUGGCGAAGAGUUUCACGAAAAUGUAACAACUUUAUCUCGUAAAGAAAAACUUGAUAGAGCCAUUUUCCGCGUUUCUGCGGCUUUAGAUAGCUUUACAAAAUAUUGUACUGAAUCCCAGAAGUAUUUCGAAGGAGAAUUCAUUUUCACGCCUACUGUACGGAAGCAACCAAGUGGUUCCUCUUUUGGUAAUAAAAAAUUCUAUGAGCAUCGCUCGCCCUUGCAUACUGUGAACAAUGUGAGCUAUAAAUUUAGUUCAUAUGCAACGAGUUUCAAUAUGCUUGAAUGGGGCUUGGAAGCUUUACCUCCAAAAAUUGCCUGCACCUGCCGUGUACUAUGUUACGAUAUUUACAGCCUUGUUAUUAAAUCGAAAUCUAUUAAGUUACCACCCAAACUCCAAAAACUAAAAACCGAAACACAAAAGAAUGCAGAGAUGAAAGUGGCCGGCGGUAGCCUCACAUUGCUUAAUAAUGUUAGCACUCAAACUGAUGACGAUAUCAAUGUUUCAAGAAAUGAAUCGAAAGUUUUAACUUACGAUAUAGCAGCGCAAGCUGUUCCACUCACUGCCAACAUGGCUACACAAACAACCCAGGAAACGUCUUUAGACGAUUUACCCAUUAUAUCUAUAAUACGUAGCUUCAAUGACAGUCAAUUGAUGGCUUUGCAUGACUUCGCCGAAUUACUCAGAAAACCGAGCCCUACUGAUGCUAUCAACAUGUAUCGAGUACAACGUAUGUUGCACGUUUAUAAAGGUGCACAAAUCCAGGCUGGUUCCGUUCCAGCCACAAUUGAACAUGCGUAAUCUCCUAUGAUAAGAAACCAUAGAUUUAGUAGCGGUAAUGGGUCCGAUCUAAUUCCCGUCAGUGCAGACGGAUCGUAUUAUACGGUUAAUAGGGGCAGAACCGUAUCCCGAAAAUCUGAGAAAUACAGGCACCCCAUCACAUUUUGCUCCUUCUGAUCCUAGACGUGCACGCAACUCUCCAUCAUCAUCGAGCUCCGUACCAAAGUCAUUUGGUCGCGGGGGCAUAAGACGUUAAUUUAACACAUUAUUCUUCUGUAAUUGAAAUCUUCGCUCUGAAUUACAUUAGAGUGAACAAAAAAAAUUGGAAUAAAAUGAAAAGGGUUAGAAACCAGCGGAAGAGAGGAGGAUUCAUUUUGUACAGGCAAUCUUUUCUGAGCGCUGCGCAAUGAGGAAGGCCCAAAGCAUC
This is a messenger RNA of Glossina fuscipes, 2334 nucleotides long. RefSeq lists its product as uncharacterized. Bases 24 to 1928 code for a protein of 634 amino acids. Lineage: Eukaryota; Metazoa; Arthropoda; Insecta; Diptera; Glossinidae. The transcript has a single exon. The record is from RefSeq and is a predicted model, not a curated record.